AUGACUGUUCAAUUAAAAAUUGGUAAUGAAAAUAUUCCAAUUAACAUAAUAUGGUUACGUGAUAAUUGCAGGUGUUCAGAAUGUUAUGAUCAUGAUUAUAAUUCUAGAAAAACAACUACUCAACAAUUUUUAAAAACAAUUAAUAUUAAAAUUCAAGAUUACACACAGGCAGAUAAUAAUUUAUGCAUAAAGUGGUCUGAUGGUCAUAAAUCUGAAUAUCAUACUAAGUGGGUGAUUGACAUAUGGACAAGAAAAAAAAUAAAAAUUGAACCAAACUUAUGUUUUGGUGAAGAACUUGAGAAACUACCUUCAAAAGUGUCUUAUAACAAUCUAACAUUAAAAGAAUGUCUAAAAGAAUUGAUGGAAUCAAUUUUAAAAUAUGGUGUAGGAAUUAUUACAAAUGUAGAACCAACAUUGGAAGCUACAGAGAAAUUGGUUAGAUUCAUAGCACAACCGCAAGAAACUGUUUUUGGAACAAUGUGGACAGUUGGAAAUCAUAAAAAUCAUAAGGAUCCAUCGUAUUUAAAUGGUCCAUUAAUAGUACACAAUGAUAGCACAUAUUUUAAUGAAAGUACAGGACUUCAAGUAUUUCAUAUGUUUGAAAGGGAUAUCAAUGGUAAAGGAGGUUUUAGUACUAUAGUUGAUGGGUUUAAAGCAGCAGAAAUAUUAAAAAAGGAAAAUCCAUCACAUUUUAAAAAUCUUACUGAAAUUGAAAUAGAAUCUGAAUAUAUAGAACCUGGUUUUCAUUAUAAAUGUAAAGGGCCUGUUAUAAAAAUUGAUCCCACAACAAACGAAGUAUACCAAAUAAGAUUCAAUAUAUACGACCGCAGUCCACUACCACCAUCUCGCGUCAAUGAGUUUUACAAAAGUUAUGCUCAUUUCUUAGAAAUAUUGGAAAGAGAAGAGAUGUGUUGGAAACAUUGUUUGAAACCGGGAACUGUUAUUAUUUAUAAUAAUUGGAGAAUAUUACACGGUAGAACAUCUUUUACAGGAAAACGGAUUUUUGGUGGAUGUUAUAUAUCAAUGACUGAAUUCUUAAGCAAAGCAAGGAUAUUACAAUUAAUAUAAUAUUUAUCAAGGCAUAAUAAUAUAGUCAAAUUUUCUAGAAAUAAAUACUGUUAAGUGCAAGCAAAUAUUAUAUUAUUAAUAUUGGUAUACUUACAGUAU
Melanaphis sacchari is the source of this 1167-nucleotide messenger RNA. It is a transcript of the gene Tmlh, whose product is annotated as trimethyllysine dioxygenase, mitochondrial. Gene Ontology annotation, molecular function: iron ion binding; trimethyllysine dioxygenase activity. Gene Ontology annotation, cellular component: mitochondrion. The transcript has 6 exons. The coding region runs from base 1 to 1068 and encodes 355 amino acids. Gene Ontology annotation, biological process: carnitine biosynthetic process. The record is from RefSeq and is a predicted model, not a curated record. Lineage: Eukaryota; Metazoa; Arthropoda; Insecta; Hemiptera; Aphididae.